GUCUUUACAUGAUGACAUCCGGUAUAGCCGACGGAGUAGCGCUAACAGUGUCUUCCUGUGGAAGAGUCGCCAUUUUCUCAAUGUGUCCGUUGCUGGAGUAGCGUGCCUUUUGCGGAUAUACCUGCGGGAAUUGUUGCUGUCUGUAUUUAGGCGUUAAACGUCAACUACGUGGGCCGAUAAGAGUUAUCAAUCUAUCGUCAUCGACUUAAGAACGUCCGUGAUAAUAUGAAUCAGUCGCGGAAUUUCACGUCAUUAUUGAAUCCAAGUUAUCUGCAAAAUGCUCAACAGAACCCGGCGAAUGCGAACGCAGCGGCAGCAGCCUCAGCCGCGGCUGCUGCCGUGGUAAAUGCCGCGAUUGCAAACGGCACACAGCCGAAUGCCAACGCAAACGCAUGUUCUACAACACUGACACGCAAGCGAGAAUCAGAGGAGGAUUGUAAGCAAGAGAAAGAGACAAAAGAGGAACGUAAGAAGAGGAGAAAAACUAGAUGGGGAGGUAGCGAACAUGACAAAACAUUUAUACCAGGGAUGCCUACAGUACUACCAACAAAUCUGACUCCUGAACAAGAGAAGGCUUAUCUCUUUCAGCUGCAGAUUGAGGAAAUCAGCAGGAAGCUACGCACUGGAGACCUUGGAAUUCCACUUAACCCUGAGGAAAGAUCUCCAUCUCCAGAACCAAUCUACAGUAGUGAUGGCAAACGGUUAAACACGAGAGAAUAUCGUACAAGACGUAAAUUGGAAGAAGAACGUCACAAUUUGAUUCAGAAGAUCCUUAAAAUUAAUCCAGAUUUUAAGCCACCACCAGAUUAUAAGCCACCAAUAAUACGAGUUCAUGAUAAAGUAAUGAUUCCUCAGGAAGAGCAUCCCGAUAUAAAUUUUGUGGGUUUACUUAUUGGACCACGAGGAAAUACCCUGAAAUCUAUGGAAAAAGAGACAGGUGCAAAAAUUAUAAUUCGUGGGAAAGGCUCUGUGAAAGAGGGUAAAGUUGGCAGGAAAGAUGGUCAACCCUUACCGGGUGAGGAUGAACCUUUGCAUGCAUACAUCACGGCGAACAAUUUAGAUGCCGUCAAAAAGGCUGUGGAACGAAUACACGAAAUUAUUCGGCAAGGUGUGGAAGUGCCAGAAGGUCAAAAUGACUUGCGUCGUAAUCAGUUACGCGAACUAGCUCUUUUAAAUGGAACUUUACGCGAAAAUGACGGUCCACGCUGUACCAAUUGCGGAGCUUCGGAUCACAAAUCUUGGCUGUGCCCAGAUAAACCAAAUGUGACGAACAACAUCGUAUGUUCGAGUUGUGGCGGUGCAGGACAUAUUGCUCGGGAUUGUAGAUCAAAGAGACCUGGUCAAGGGGGUCCGGCAACUACCGGAAUGGGAGGUAUGGGUCCAGGUGGCGAUAAAGCCAAGAUAGAUGAGGAAUAUAUGUCGCUUAUGGCAGAGUUAGGAGAAGGACCGCCACCUGACAGAUCGAAAUCUGGACAACCCAGACAAAAUCCGAAUCCCAAUUACCCUGGACUCUUCGAUAGGCAACAACCACCUCGUGCAUUGAUGGCGGCCCCAGCACAUCCACCACCUCAGAUGAUGCAAGGUGGACCGAUGAUGCCACCGCCUGGAAUGGCACCACCACCAUGGAGCCAAGGCGAUAAUAUGAACAAUAUGAACAUGCAAUGGCAACCACCGGUCAGUAUGCCACCACCACCAGGCGUGAUGCAGCCGCCACCGCCACCGCCUGGUUCUACCGCCGCACAACCGAACAUUCCACCAUUGAUGCCGUGGAUGGCUGGUAACAAUCAGCCGCCACCACCGGGCCAAAUGCCACCCACGCAGAUUCCACCGCCUGGAAUGGGCAUACCACCAUGGCAGCAAGGCCAACAAGGUCCUAUGCGACCGCCACCACCAGGAACAGCGCCGCCACCGGGAUUCCCAGGUUGGCAGCAUCAGCAAAUGGGAGGCUGGCCGCCCGCUGCUCCGGUACCGCCUCCACCACAACAACAGACUCCUGCGCCACCGGGUAUAGACCUAAACACUUUGCCAACUUUACUCGCGCAGCCACCACCACCGCCUCCGCCCACCAGUUAGUCCUAAACGUCUCAGCAAACCUUCCUGGAAAAUACGACAAGUACGAAGUUGACGGAAAUAAAUAAGGAACAAUUACAUCGCAACUUUUAUUCAUGCGAUAGGUUUUGACUCUUUUCUUCAUACGUGACUUUGUUCUGGUACAAUGUGCGGCGUGUAAUCACAAAAUUUUCGAUGAAUUUACGGAAGUUUGAGUAUUUUCAUUGAUUACGAAUAAGUAGAUAAAGCGAAUGAAGAAGAGUUUGACAUCUCGGAAAAAAUUGUAUACGCAAUUCGUAAAUAGAACAUCUAACUUUAGUUAUCGACAUUAAACUGACAUAAUCUUAGAUUUCUUGCUUGAAUUCAUUUAAAUGACUAUGGCACAUGAAU
Messenger RNA from Odontomachus brunneus, 2439 nucleotides. It is a transcript of the gene SF1, whose product is annotated as splicing factor 1-like. The transcript has 9 exons. Gene Ontology annotation, cellular component: nucleus. Gene Ontology annotation, biological process: regulation of mRNA splicing, via spliceosome. Gene Ontology annotation, molecular function: zinc ion binding; mRNA binding. NCBI's taxonomy places the organism in Eukaryota, Metazoa, Arthropoda, Insecta, Hymenoptera, Formicidae. The coding region runs from base 226 to 2073 and encodes 615 amino acids. The record is from RefSeq and is a predicted model, not a curated record.